This is a messenger RNA of Psammomys obesus (fat sand rat), 3895 nucleotides long. It is a transcript of the gene Rnf170, whose product is annotated as ring finger protein 170. Gene Ontology annotation, molecular function: ubiquitin protein ligase activity. Bases 741 to 1514 code for a protein of 257 amino acids. The transcript is spliced from 8 exons. The record is from RefSeq and is a predicted model, not a curated record. NCBI's taxonomy places the organism in Eukaryota, Metazoa, Chordata, Mammalia, Rodentia, Muridae.
CACGCCUCCGCAGAGCCCCGCGCGGGGGCGCGGACGGCGGGGCCCGGCGCGGUGGGGCCGCGGGGCCGCGCUCCCCCGCGCGAGGGUGGGCUCCGCGAGCCGCCUUCCUCCCGGAAGCCUGCGCUCAGCCCCGAAUCGAAUCGCCCGAGCCGGCCCCGAGCCGCGGGGCGAAGGUGGAGCGGCUGACGUGGGCGCGUCUCGGUGGCCGAGGGCGGCUUUGGCCCGGCUGAGGGGAGCCACCCGUUCCUCCUUGGAGCCCCCUCUGCCACAAAACUUUACUCGAAGUGAGAGGUGGGCUCCAGCUCACCAGUGCGUAAGGACCCCGACUGUUCCCCAAGGCCUGUUUCUUGGGUUUGGAAUUGGCUCCACUGAGGUGCAUCCUUGUCCAAGUUUCGUGGGGUUUUUUGUUUUUUGUUUUUUUUUUCUUACAGACAUUGUAGGGUUUCGUAUUCGUUUUUAAGUGGUGUGCAAAACAGUGCGUGGGACGUACAUGUUUGAGGAAUAUUAAUAAAAUGAAUUGCCAGAUUCCCCAGUUCUUCUGUCCUUAUCAUUUCUAGCCUGAUAUUUGUGACAGACACUGUAUUGCUUUCUGUUUUAGCUUUGCCAGUUUAGGGCGUCUCAGAACAAUGCUAUAAUAAACAUUCUUCUACCUGGACCUUAAUGCAGAGGCAUUGGCGGUUCCAAGAUACGAGAUACAUGCUUUGGAGUCCUGGGAGAAUUGCGGAGUCAAAAGACCUGUAAUGGCCAGAUACUACAGUGAAGUUCAAAGUUUGCAACAGGAUGAUUCAGUUAUAGAAGGAGUGAGUGAUCAAGUACUUGUGGCAGUGGUGGUCAGUUUUGCUUUGAUUGCUACUCUCCUUUAUGCACUCUUCAGAAAUGUACAGCAGAACAUUCAUCCAGAAAACCAAGAGCUAGUCAGGGUGCUUCGAGAACAACUUCAAACAGAACAGGAUGCCCCUGCUCCUGCUCGACAGCAGUUCUACACUGAAAUGUACUGUCCAAUCUGCUUACAUCAAGCCUCCUUUCCCGUUGAAACAAACUGUGGACAUCUCUUCUGUGGUUCCUGCAUAAUUGCAUACUGGCGAUAUGGGUCCUGGCUUGGUGCAAUCAGUUGUCCUAUCUGUAGACAAACGGUAACUCUACUACUAACAGUAUUUGGUGAAGAUGAUCAGUCUCAGGAUGUUAUAAGAUUGCGUCAAGAUGUUAAUGAUUAUAACCGGAGAUUCUCAGGGCAGCCUAGAUCUAUUAUAGAAAGAAUCAUGGACCUCCCUACCUUGCUGAGACAUGCGUUCAGGGAAGUUUUUUCAGUUGGGGGUCUCUUCUGGAUGUUCCGCAUUCGGAUAAUGCUUUGUUUAAUGGGAGCUUUUUUCUAUCUAAUAUCACCUCUAGAUUUUGUACCUGAAGCCUUGUUUGGAAUUUUGGGCUUUCUAGAUGACUUCUUUGUUAUCUUUUUGUUGCUUAUCUACAUCUCUAUUAUGUAUCGAGAAGUGAUAACCCAAAGACUAACUAGAUGAAAAAAAUUAGUUUAUUAGAAUAUCUGAGCUUAUAUAUAAAAUCAAACAAAAGGAUCCAUGGCAGUAUCAAUCACCCAAACAUUAUUUUACACGCUUAACACAUUUGGUUAUCAUUUGACAAAUGACUAGCAAUAUACAACUGGAAUUUUUACAUACUGCAGGUUCUAAUGUCAAGAUCAGAUUUACAGUGAUUUACAGUUUUAUCUCAAUUCUGUGUUUUCUGUAAAAAAAAAAAAAAAGUAUGAAACAAAUUGAAAAGGGAUACUUUGCUGUUUUCUUUUUCUCCAGAUUACUUAGCUUAGAUACUUAGUCCAAUCUUGCUGAAUGUACAGAUCAUCCUCAGUGGAUAACUAUACAAUAAUAGAGAACUUUGAAACUUAUCUAAAUAUUUUUUGUUAAAGUAAAAUAUUGUAUGAUACUAGGGAAAAGUCAGUGUCUCAGUGUUUGCCAAGCUUUGUGGACUGGGAGCAGCUCUGUUUUUUCAUUUUUGUAUAAUUCUUUGUGAUCAACUGAAAAUGAAAGAAACUUGAACCUCAUGAUUUGACUACAGUUCAGUCUGUAGAAUACUUUAAUCAACAGGAGAAUUAACAAAGUGAAAAUCAUGCAUCUCCAGGAGGCACCUUUGACAUUCAGUUAUGACAUUUAACCGAGUUUUGGCCUUUUUAUAUAAAUAUAAAGUAACCUGUAGCCAGCUGUGGUGGCUUUAUACUUGUAAUUUCUGCAUUCAGGAAGCUGAGGUAGAAGACUGCUGCAAGUUCAAGGUCUGCCUAGGCUAUAUGAGUUCCAGGUCAGGUUGAGCUACAGAGAGAGGUCCUGCUCAAACCAAAAACAGGGCAGCGAGUAAAGGUGCUUGCUGCCAAGCCUGUCUAUCUGGGUUUGAACCCUGGGUCCCACAUAGUGGAAAAACGGAACAGAUUCUGCAAGUUGUCCUCCGGUCUUCACAUGUGCAUUGUGACCCAUAUGUGUGCACAACACAUUCAAAGUAAAUAAAAUUCAAGUAAAAGAACAUAAAAAUAGCUUGGAAAGAGAAUUUUUUUUCUAGGAACCUAAGUAAUAUUGCAGACAAGUAGUAGUUUAAUACAUUUUUGAGGAAACAGGUUCUUUGUUUCAGUUAGCAUUAGUCAGGGUGUUUAGGAAUGUACUAAGAACAGUAUUAGAUUUUACAAACUAUGAGUUAACUCUUCCAACAAAAUGAAAACAUCUGAUUAGUUGUUUGUUGACCUGAAAUGCAAAAUAUUAUCUUGUAGGUGGCAAUAUUUGGCUCAGAUUCAUCAUGUUUUGGGCAGAAUGAACAAAAAUAGUGAGGUUUGUUUACUAUUUUUGUUUUUUUGAUGGCCAUGACACAAGAACAUAAGGUCUGUAGGUUUUUGUUUGAGAAGAGUGAGUACUGUAAGCAUAAGAUUCUCACUCCAGCUGGCACUGCUUACUUGUGAGCAACUGGACAUAGUGUGAGGUGACACCUAGAAGGUCUGUUGUCAUCUGAAAUUAUUGCCAUUCAGCCUCAGGGUGUGAAUUUAGGGACAGAGGCUAACGUGUGUCACAUUCCCAAAUUUAUCAGGUUAGCUGCCAAAUAAUGAGAUUCUGAAUGUAAAGUUGUUUCCUAACUUAGACUUACAACAAAGAUGCUGUCUGCCAUUUAAAAAACAAGACAACCCUUUGCAACAGUGUUUACAUACAACAUGGUCAAUGCAGUUUGUCAUCAUUUUUCUUUUUGUCCUUAGAAAAUUUUAUAAGGAAGGUGGGGUAUCAACGGCUUCCUGUUUCAGAGAUGAAACCUUCAUCCUAUGGAUGAAAGAUUUUUGUUUUAUUUCCUUACUUAAUGGAACUAGUGAUAUUUAGGUAGUCUGAAAGCUAGUCUGAGGAGAAGCAGAAGGGAACUGGAAUUCUUUGGAGUCAGGGUUUCAUAACACAUUAUUCUUUCACUGGAACAGUCUUGGUGCUUCUAAGCAGAAAGCUUGGGAAGGACUUCAUCAGCCUUGAGUGUGCACAUCCAAAUCAGGUGAGAGUGGCACACACCUUAGAGAGUCAAGGCCAUUUGUCACCAGCUUGGGAAGUGUUGAGUAGGAGGAGCUCCUUACCAGCCUGGGAAAACACUUUCCAUCUUUUAAAAAUGCAGUGUGGGCUAUAGACAGUGUGACUUUCUGAAAUGAUUUUACUUUCUGUGCAUGUGUUCUGUUCCAAGUGUCACAGUCCUGCACUCUUUGGACUUACUACUAAUACUCUGGGAAGAGAUGUAGAAAAGUUUGUAACUACAAAACCACUGUAUGGCUGAAGUCUUACUAAACCAGAUGGAACAUACUGUUAUCUCAGAGUUUGGCAUCUCCUAUUCCCUCAUCUUUAUUGAUCAUUAACAAUAAAUGCAAAAACAGUUUGAGAAAGUA